CACAGGUGUACUCGGAAUAGUUUCAAUGACGGGCGAACGCGCAGCAGCGUUCACCUCUGUUUCAGUACUCAGGGCGCGUUCACUCGAAGUGGUUAUACACAUGCAAUAAAGAAAAGAUUCGCAUUUUGUGACAUCAGAGCGCGAUAGAACGUAUCGAGUAUCGAGCGAGAAAAAUUAUACGGGUGGAUCUUUAACCAGUAAAUCUUCUAGUGAAUUCGACGAUUUUCUGACAGCUCGUUUUCAGAAGAAGCGAAAACACCGAAAAUCUAGGAAGACUCCUCGUGGGUUUACAAGUGAAAAUCUGGACUCUGGGGUGUCAUAUAGUUAUGAGAAGCAAGAAGACGGAGCGUGCAUGCUGAGGCGACCGACGUUUAGUGACUUUUCCAAGAUCGACCGGAAAGUCCUUAUGGUAGGUGAGGGGCGUGAACGAUCUUUCCCGAGCGAGAUCCAGAGGCUGAAGGGCUGGCCCCGACGUUGGAUCCACUCGGCCAGCACCUACAUUUAGAAUAACAACGAUGACCGAUCGUAACGAGAACCUGCUAUUAAAACCAACAAAUCAACUGAACGUGCAACAGGUACCCCACAAAUCUGCCUGCAAUUGGAACAACAAUAACGAUAUUCGCAACAACGGCUCGACGAACUUGAUCAAAAGAGACGGACUAACCGCGAGAGAUCCAAAUUAUUAUCCACGAUCGAACAGCUAUCAGAGAGAUCAAACAAAUUCGAAUUAUCGUCUGCCGAGAAAGGCGCCCAUCGUUGGCUGGCAAAAUGGCAGUCCAACGGUAUUUCCAAGCACACCGUGUGGCACGCCAGAUCCAGAAACGCACGAUACGAUCGAUUUGUCUCGUUCCCAAAGCGUCGCCUCGUCUACGAAAUAUUCAGAGAUCGAUCCAGAUUCUGGGAACACCGAAGACCUCAGUAGUUUGGCGGACGAAAGACUUCUUCUGUCUACACCAGCUCAUACCAUCGAUCGAAGCGUGGAAUCAUUGUCACCCGAUAAGGACACUUUCUUAACGACAUCUCCGGAAAUUGGCAAAAGCAAGGAUCUAAGUUUGACCGACGAUAUAGAGGACAAGAUCGAUCUACUGAGUCCUGGAACAGAUUGCACGGACGACAGAGCACCACCUACUCCUGUUGACAAUAGUUCCCUGGCCUCGCCGAAUCUUACGAUAGACCCUAUACCUGUCAAUAAAAUCAAGUUAAUAAUAACAACCCCGUUAGCCAACGAGUUGCCCCCGUUUGAAAAAAACGACGGAUCCAACAAUUGGAGAUAUUUGGAGGCAAAGCCAAUAAUCACCCCUAAUCCUGGCUACAGAGACGACACGAGGGAUUCUAUCGAUUCCGAUAGCACUUUAGACGACGAAUUAGCCAACAAGGGAAAAAGGAAACCUAAAGUGCCAGAUGGUGGAUGGGGUUGGGUAGUCGUAUUGGCUUCUUUGGUCAUCUCCAUGAUAGCCGAUGGAGUGUCCUUCAGUUUCGGCCUUUUGUACAUCGAAUUCCUUAAAGAAUUCGGUGCGUCUAAAUCGAAAACAGCCUGGAUAGGUUCUCUUUUUAUGGCUGUACCGCUUUUGUCCGGUCCUAUAAUGUCGGCCUUGGUAGAUCGUUACGGAUGUAGGAGCAUGACCAUCGUAGGUGGCCUGAUCUCAGGAAUAGGCUUCGUGUUGAGCUCCUUUAGCAAUUCCAUCGAGGUAAUGUAUUUGACUUUUGGAGUCAUCGCUGGUCUGGGUUUGGGUUUGUGUUACGUCACUGCGGUCGUGAGCAUCGCGUAUUGGUUCGAUAAGAAGCGAACCCUAGCUGUAGGAUUGGGCGCCUGUGGCACAGGGAUCGGUACCUUUUUGUACGCACCCAUGACCACGUAUUUCAUCGAGGAAUAUGGCUGGAGAGGCACUUGCUUGCUGCUAGCAGGCACCUUCUUCAACAUGAUCGUUUGUGGUACGGUAAUGCGCGAUCCUGAAUGGUGGAUCUUGGAACAGGAAAAACAGAACGGUGCAACCCCGAAAAAAUCGACGACCAAGUCCGAAUGCGAUAGAUCCAGUAUCAGCCCUGCAGACGAGUUUCCUGGGGUCGAGGAAUUGAGAAGAAUGCUGAAGAGCGGACAUACGCCGGAGUAUUUGUUACAGAUUCUCAGCGCCACCACGGACGGUCCACAGACGGCGAACGGGGAUAUUAGAUUUAGAAGCGUGGUUAACCUACCUACUUUCGUGAAGCACAAUGAAAAGGUGCCCGUAGAAGUAUUAGAAUCGCUUUCCAGUAACCCGAGACUGUAUAAGGUCAUUUUGGAGAACUAUCCCAACCUUCUAUCAUGUAGAAGUUAUUCGGAUAAAAUGCUACAAGAUUCCACUGGAGAAGUCGGCAAUAAGAGUCGCGUCACAAUGUCUAUGAGGAUCAAACAAGCACCUGACGAAUCAAAACAUGACAAUUCGUAUGCAACGAAUAAUGUUCACUCAGGGGCUGCAUGCAACACCAUAAAGAAUCACAUAACGAAAAGGAUAUCUAAAAAAGAAUCAGAAGAAGCCAAUCCUCUCUUGGUCAAAGAACUUGAAUAUACAAUGAGCGAAGGACGAAAAUCAAAAUCGAUUUCUAAACAACGCAUAGCGGACCUUAGUUGUGGAGUCGUCAGAACGGAUUCUCUCCCGUGGUUAAGAAGACAAUUUAAUACCAAUACUCACCAUUUUAAAGAUAUUAGAGUUCACAGGAACUCGGUCAUGUAUCGUGGUGCUGCUCUUAAUUUGCACAAAUACAGAUUAAGAGCCAGUAGUUGUCCUGAUAUUUAUAGGAAUAGUAUGACUACAUUAGCCAAAGAAAACGAAGAGAAAUGGUACAGCGAAUUAGUAGACUUACUGAAGGGUAUGAUGGACUUUUCAAUGUUCCUGGAACUGCACUUUUUAUUCCUCUCACUGUCAACGAUCUUGCUGUUCACUUGGUUCAUUGUGCCUUACUUUUAUCUUGCCGAGCAUCUUACCAGAAACAGUUACAUCGAGUCUGAUGCUGCGAAUCUCCUUAGUAUUAUCGGCAUUACUAAUACGAUUGGAAUGAUCGGUCUUGGAUGGGCAGGAGAUCAACCUUGGAUGAAUGUUAGUAAAACCUACACCUGGUGUCUGGUUGCUUGCGGCGUGGCAACGAUUUUAAUGUCAACGUUAACUCCUUAUUAUAAUCUGCUGAUGGUCACCUCGGCAGCGUUCGGUCUCUUUUUUGCGAGUAGCUUUAGUUUUACUCCUGUUAUAUUGGUAGAGUUGAUACCUUUAGAGAGAUUCACCACUGCCUACGGCCUUAGUUUACUUUGUCAAGGUAUAGGAAAUCUUCUUGGUCCACCACUGGCUGGUUGGAUAUUUGACGUAACGGACUCGUGGGACUUGUCCUUUUGUUUGGCUGGUGGAUGGAUUGUUAUUUCUGGGUUUUUGGUAGGCCUCAUUCCGUACACAAAAAAUCGGAAGAUUUGGGGCAAAGGACCCAUCGAAAUGGAGCGUGACAGAGAUAGUAUAGCUUGAAUUUAUUAUUAAUCGACUCGACUCU
Messenger RNA from Bombus impatiens (common eastern bumble bee), 3513 nucleotides. RefSeq lists its product as uncharacterized. The transcript has 8 exons. NCBI's taxonomy places the organism in Eukaryota, Metazoa, Arthropoda, Insecta, Hymenoptera, Apidae. Gene Ontology annotation, biological process: transmembrane transport; monocarboxylic acid transport. Gene Ontology annotation, molecular function: monocarboxylic acid transmembrane transporter activity. Bases 516 to 3488 code for a protein of 990 amino acids. The record is from RefSeq and is a predicted model, not a curated record.